AUGGCACCCGCAGAGCCCAACGCAAAGCUUUUCGAGCUGUUGACAACGGAAGAACCAGACUUUCCUGAAGAGCGAGAAGGAUGGAAGGGGUACAUCGAGUGGGAGAAAUACCCAGAAAAGAAGAAGCAGGCAGCAGAGAUUUUAGCAAAAUACGACUUCCCUGUACCACCCGAGUUUCAAUUGCUACCACUACCCAAGACCAACCCGGUUCUAGAAGGAGUACGCUGGAAAUACUACCACUAUGCCCUCGGCAAGACUACCAAAGACAUGCCGGACAUUUCGUGGGAAUACGUGAAGAAAGAGAAGAGCAAGGACAUGAUCCACGUUCUACAAUUUCCAUACAACGGCGAGCCUCCACGACAACGCUUAGUCGAGAACGAGAUCACCCAGAACAAAGACCACUUCAUUCGAAAUCACGGAGGUGUUCCUGAGAUCGAUCCAGAGAAGUACUUCUUCGAAGUUGAAGGCCUCGUCAAUACGCCCAAGAAGAUUACUCUGAAAGAACUUCAAGAUGAAAGCAUCUUCCCUCGCAUGAGUACCGCCGUUACCCUGCAGUGCAGUGGUACGCGACGUAUUGAACAGAUUCAGGACUACCCUGGAGACGGAGACGAGCUCAUUAACGCACCCUGGGGCGAAGGCGCUAUCGGCACUGCCCGCUACGUGGGUGUUAGUCUGAAGAAGGUCCUCAAGUACUGUGGAGUAAAGCCCGAAGGAAAGCACGUCGAGUUCUUUGGCGCCGACACCUACUUCAAGAAAGGCCAGGUUUACAACUAUGCUGUUUCGGUGCCGUAUCGCAAAGUCAAGAUCCACGAAGUCAUGCUGGCCUGGGAGAUGAACGGCGAGCCACUGCCUGCCAUACACGGGUUCCCCAUCCGUGUCGUUGUAAUGGGCUACAUCGGUGCGAGGAGCUGCAAGUGGCUCACCCGAAUCAACGUCAUCGAUACUCCCUCCAUGGCUCCAGUGCAGAUGAAGGAGUACCUCUACUACACUCCACAGAACGGCAAGCAGAACGUCACUUAUAGCAACGGUUUCAGCAUCCAAACCAUGCCGGUCUCGAGCGCUAUUAUGACACCUGUCGACAAGGACGUUAUCGUACAUGAUGGAAAGAUCCACAUGACUGGUUGGGCUUACAGUGGCAAUGGCUGGCCGACGCGCGUCGAAGUUAGUAAUGACGGAGGAGGUGUCUGGUAUGAAGUUCCGUACCAGAACUUGAGCACAAAGUACUAUCACGCCUGGCGCACUUGGUGGAUCGACAUCCCAGUCGAUGCGGAAGGAUGGCUCGAGUUCUGCGUCCGCUGCUGGGACGAUGCUCUAAAUACGCAACCGACGUUUGUGCGUAGCGCUUGGAAUUGGGAUCUCCAUGUUACUUCCUCAUGCCAUCGUGUCAAGCUUUACAGUGUUAACAAGUCUAAGCCGGCGACGGCGAAGCGUCUGCAGCAGCUAGAGGAUCAUGGUACUUCGAUUCAUCCUAUUACUAGACCAUUGCCAUUUGAUCUGCAGACGGAUGAAGAUUACUUGGAGGAGAUGAGAAAGCAGGGGGGCCGUGAUCCGGUGGAGUGA
Molecule: messenger RNA, 1560 nt
Organism: Pyrenophora tritici-repentis Pt-1C-BFP
Lineage: Eukaryota; Fungi; Ascomycota; Dothideomycetes; Pleosporales; Pleosporaceae
Product: Sulfite oxidase
Biological process (GO): sulfur compound metabolic process
Cellular component (GO): mitochondrion
Molecular function (GO): molybdopterin cofactor binding; molybdenum ion binding; sulfite oxidase activity
Source: RefSeq, a predicted model, not a curated record